GCUGCAGGGGCGUGUCAGAAUGGAAGAGGGAGAGUUGCGUAUUUGUGUAUUUAGCUGGAGGGCGUAGCUGUAAGGGGGAGUGUCAGUAUGGAAUGGAAACGGUCAACACGGGGAAUGUGUUGCGUAUGGAAGGAUGAGCUCAGUUUGGGGAGGAGCGGUGCUGGGGGUGUUGUCAGUCUUGGGAGGAGUGACAAGUCACAGGCUCCAGGAUUCCCGCGCAUGCGCAUAGCUUUGUUUUGACUGAAAAUGCCGUCGGUUUCGAAAACGGCGCUGAACGGCUCCCCGCAGACCGAGAAACCGACUCAUUACACGUAUCUAAAAGAAUUCCGGACUGAGCAGUGCCCACUUUUUCUGCAGCACAAGUGUACUCAGCACAGACCCUUCACUUGUUUUCACUGGCAUUUCUUAAAUCAGCGGCGCCGCCGACCAAUCCGACGUCGCGAUGGGACAUUUAACUACAGCCCAGAUGUUUAUUGUACAAAGUAUGAUGAAACCACAGGAAUGUGCCCAGAUGGAGAUGACUGUCCAUAUUUGCACCGGACAACAGGAGACACAGAAAGAAAAUAUCAUUUACGAUAUUACAAGACUGGUACUUGUAUUCAUGAAACAGAUGCUCGAGGGCAUUGUGUGAAGAAUGGACCCCAUUGUGCCUUUGCCCAUGGUCCUCAUGACCUUAGACCUCCAGUGUAUGAUAUAAGGGAAAUCCAGGCACAAGAAGCCUUACAAAAUGGGCAACUUGGAAGCGGUGAUGGAAUUCCCGACCUGCAGCCUGGAGUUUUAGCAAGUCAAGCAAUGAUAGAGAAAAUCCUUGGAGAGGAUCCUAGGUGGCAAGAUACUAAUUUUGUUUUAGCCAGCUACAAAACUGAGCAAUGUACUAAACCACCAAGGCUGUGCCGGCAAGGUUACGCGUGUCCACACUACCACAAUAGCCGGGACAGAAGACGAAAUCCACGAAAAUUCAAAUACAGGUCUACACCUUGUCCAAGUGUAAAGCAUGGGGAUGAGUGGGGAGAGCCUUCAAAGUGUGAAAGUGGUGACAGCUGUCAAUACUGCCACUCACGCACUGAGCAACAGUUUCAUCCAGAGAUCUAUAAAUCAACUAAAUGCAAUGACAUGAGGCAAACUGGAUAUUGUCCAAGAGGUCCCUUUUGUGCUUUUGCCCAUGUUGAAAGAAUUCCCUCAGCAGAGGAGGCUAUGAAUGUAAUGUUGCAGUCAAGCUGCCAUUUAAAGCAAGGUCCUUCCCUUUAUUCGGGUGACAGUAUAGGUCUUUCCAGUGAGUGGAGCACAAAUCUGGGUUGUACUAACAGCAUCCUGAACCACAAUGAACAAACCGUAAAUAUUUCAUGCUGUAGUAGUCCAACAGUUACAUCAAGCUCAGAUAGCAGUAGCUCCUUCUCGCCUGUUGGAUCCAUAGGCAGGCCAAAAUCAUUAGCAAAUGGUUUGUGUUGUGAAUCUGCCACCCCAGGUGUCUCUUCACUCAGCUCUAACUAUCCGAGGGCACCAGGUUUUGAAAGAGAAGACCAGGCAAAACACAAGUGCCUGGCAUUGGAUAGUAAUCACAAAAUGAAUGAUCAAGAAAAUAAGCAGAGCCAUCUCAGUGUUUUUUCAGUGGUAAACCCACUGGCUUCCAGUAUAACCUCCAGUAUAACUUCUAGUCUGGCAUCCAGUAUUGGCUCAGAUAGUUCAUCCCCUACUGCGCUAUCAAGUGUUAAUGCCAAAGCACUCCCAUUCUACCCUGCUAGUAAUACAGUUGAAUCAGUAAUAGGUUCAGCUCUAGAUCUUCAUUUUAGCAAUAUUAAUGUUGCUUCUCUAGAUAAAGAAUUAGAAGAUACAGAGAAUAGCGACCUUGGGCUGUCAAGUCAAAGGCUUUUGGGAAGUUCUGCUCCUGUCAAUAUCCCAGGCUCUCUUGCACGUUCCUCUUCUCUGCAUUCAUCAUCUUCGCUCUCCACCUCCCCUCUUAGUUCCCUGUCUCAGUCAUUGUCCCAAUCUUACCUUUCAUCCAACAUGGCUCCACGUCAGCAUCAGGCUCAGCCCCUGAAAUCAGAGCACAGUGUUUUGGGAACAUCAGCUUCUUCUCACAAUUCUCUAGGUUUAAAUGGUGUAACAGGCAGUAUUUGGGACUUUGUCAGUGGGAGUUUUUCUCCUAGUCCCUCUCCUGUGUUUAGCACUGGCACAACCCCUUCCACCAAUACCAACUCAAGUGGAAAUGAGCUCUCACGAGUGAGAAAGGAACUUGAUGAAGCCAAGAGCAAAAUAAAAAGAUGGGAAGACUCAUGGCAGCAAGUAAAGCAGGCAUGUGAUGCUUGGCAGAAAGAAGCUCAAGAAGCAAAGGAGCGGGCAAAAGCAGCAGACACGGACAGGCAUCUAGCACUAAUGCAGAAGGAGGAGGUGGAAAUGAAGCUGAAGAAGCUCCAAGAAGAAUAUGAUACUCUGCGUGUGUCUCCACAGUUUUCUGUACUGACAAAAUAUGGAGAUAUAGACAAGCUUCCUUUACCAAAGCUACAUUCUCUGAAAAGUCAGCUUUGUUCUGACUUGGAAACAGUUGAUGAGUUAAUAUUCAAGCUACAUUCCAAGAAAUGCAUUGUUUGCCACGAACAAGAGCGAAGUAUAGUCCUGCAGCCUUGCCAACAUUAUGUACUAUGCGAACAGUGCGCCACAAGCAAACCAGAAUGUCCUUACUGUAAGACCAAAAGAAUUAAAUGGUGAAGAACCAUUCUAAGCCGUUGUUUAUAAGGCCGCUGAGACUCAUCUGUACCAUGUAAUGAAACUAAAUAUUGAAUUGUAUGUUUUACUAUUUGAUAUAUAAACUAGAAAUAAUAAGUGAAAAAAACAUAUUCUCUUUAAGUGAUAGACUGAUCUCGACCGCUCAUGGAGCACCAAAAAGUGGGAGAAAUAAUUUUCAUUGGUUUACUAGGGAUUUCGACCAUAAUUGUAUUUACUUUCUUAGGUGGUAUUUUUUCUGUAGAAUUUUCUUGCUCUUAAGUUUAAUGAAGGCUUUUUUAUAUAGUCAUUCAUUUGAAUUAAAUAUGUCAAAUAAUACUUAACAUGAGCUGGCCAUUAAUGCCCAGAUUUGAUUGGGCAGGUUAGCUGCUUUUGACUAUAAUGCCCAACUAGUUGAAGGGCUGUUUAGACAGAUAAUCCUGCAAACCUAGUGGAUUGAGAAUUAUCUGUCCGGAUGGAAAUUAUCCGUUGGUUGUCUGAAGGGAAGUGGAGAAGAGACAUAGCUCCUCUUCACUUCCUGCUAUUCUUGUUGUUUGGCCCAAACAAACAGAACACUGUAGAAGUGGCAACUUGUCUGGUAUCUGUCCGUUGGGCCCGUACUAGUGCCCUUGCUAGUCGGCAUCUUGACUAUGGUUGGGUCAGCUGGAUUGUCUGAAGCAGAGAUGGCUGCCGUGAAUGUCUUCUAAAUUCAGGCUGUAUUUGUAAUUUUUUUAAACUACUCUUGUUAGAUAAUUUGAUAAACCAAGAGCAGGGAACAUCAUUUUCCUGCUAUUGCCACUAUGUUUAGCCUUCUGGGGUAGCUGAAGAGGUAAUGGCUGCAUUCCAAAGGACUGAAAGGAAAGCACUUACGUAUCACAGCCGUGUUCUAGAUUGUAUUAUUACAGUCAGCAAGCCAUGUUUUUCUUUGGCCCAUACCAAGUAUUAUAAAAAGAAUACAAUCAUCGUUUAAGAACAAUCUCUGAUUUAGCAUUUUUCCCAUCAGACCUGCGAAUGAGCCGUUUAAUAGGCUGACCACCGUAACGUCUGAUAGUAAAUGAUGAAAUCCAUUCCUGGUAGACAGAUCUGUAUUGGCACCGUGCAUGUUAAACAUGCUGCAUGUGGGCUUGGAAUCCGUCUAACACUAUUUCUUACUAGGUUAUUUUGAAGAAGUUUAAUUCUUGUUAAAGCACUUUGUUAACCAGGGAUUCUGUUUUAGAGGUUGUUAAAAAUUGCUUUAAGCUGCUUUGUAGAUUUUUUUUUUUUUUUUUUAAUAUGCGAUAAUAUUGAGCUUUUUUUGUGUACUGUGAACAGAUAUAUUUCAUGUUGGAUUAUUACUGUUAAUAGUGUAGUAAAUUUAUUGUUAGGUUUCAUAUGCUGAAUUUAGUACUUUAUUAAAUGAACAAUAUCUAGUCGUGGGAAAUUUAGCCUAGGAUUUAUACAGUUUUCAAGUGCAAACUAAUAGUAUUUAUAAUUAUAACCAGCAAAACGGAUCGAUAAUGAGAAGGCACAUAUUUACUGAAAAGGAAAAAAAUCUAAUCUAUUGAAGGAACCAUUUUUUUAAAUUUUGUUUUUUAACCUUUUUUUUGUUUUUGCUAAACAAGAUUUUUCCACAUUUAUUGCAAUGCGUUAAUGAUGUUUCUGUGUUUUUUUAAUAGCUUUCAUAAUGACCUUGUUUAUAUGAACCCCUAACUUCAUGAUAUACAUUUAUAAGCUUAUUUUUUUUUUGUUUGUUUUUGGUUGGAGAUGUGAAAUGAGGUCACAUGGCCACUUUUUUCAAGUGCCUAUGCCUUACUGCAGCUAAACGUAAAUUCAAUAUUCAACCAAUUGACUUUAGUCUGCUUUCAUUUUUUUUAUUUUUUAUUUCCUACAAUGUAUUCUGGGCAUGCUUGAAUAAUUGGAAAUAUCAGAGAUGACUUGGCUUUUCAAAAUGUUCAUUACUAAGUAUAAAAAGAUUAAAAAAAAAAAAAAAGUUGGAUGUUAAU
This is a messenger RNA of Xenopus tropicalis (tropical clawed frog), 4682 nucleotides long. It is a transcript of the gene unkl, whose product is annotated as unkempt family like zinc finger. Gene Ontology annotation, molecular function: metal ion binding. The coding region runs from base 247 to 2706 and encodes 819 amino acids. Lineage: Eukaryota; Metazoa; Chordata; Amphibia; Anura; Pipidae. The transcript has 16 exons. Gene Ontology annotation, cellular component: cytoplasm. The record is from RefSeq and is a predicted model, not a curated record.